Messenger RNA from Symbiodinium sp. CCMP2456, 939 nucleotides. The record is from the annotation of a GenBank genome assembly. Lineage: Eukaryota; Dinophyceae; Suessiales; Symbiodiniaceae.
AUGAAGGACAUGUCGGUGAAGAAGGUGCACUGCCGCGUCAUACUCCGGCAUCAUUCCCUGUUGAAAGAUGGUCCCUUGCCAGAGACACCCUCCACCGGCUCCACCUCCACGUGCACGACGCCAGCAUCGAAAGAUCAGAAAGAGGAUUCGUCCCAUGUGAAGAGACUGGUUCCAUGCAUCUCCGACAUUGAUCACUUUCAGCAGGGACGAGUGCUUCGGGAGGAGGUUGGCACCGGACGGGUGGUUCUGGUGCCCGUUUGGUGCCUGGGCUGGGCGCAGGCGAGGGUGCACAGUCAGAUGACUUUCACCUCCGGAGACUACAAGGACCGAUCCGUCUACGAGCUUUUCCACGACCUUGCCAGUGGUCGACUGAAGCCGGAGGACAUCGAGCCCUUGGAUGUCAUGGUGGACGGUGCCAAGCUGCUCAUCAUGCGGGGCAGCCGCCGCGGGGCCAUGCUCAGCAGCCUCCAGGGCAUGUGCCGACACAAGACGGUGUUCGCCCCUUGCCGGCUCUUCGACCGCACGGACCCCAGGAUUUCCAACCGGCUCCACGCCCUCGACAGCUCCUUUAACGGCGUGGGGCUGCAGAUGCACGGGCAUCAGCCCGAGGCGUGGCAUAUGAACAAACCGCUCUUCCGCUCUGCGUGGGAGUGGUGCGAUGAAGCCGAUGCACGAGGGAACGGCCAGGUGGGCCACCCAGCUCUCCAAGCUCCACGUUCCGAUUCAGUGAGGGAGUACACGGAUCGGCGGUCUGCAGAAGCAGUUCCAGCUGCGAGGACUUCGGCUGAGAAGCUGCGGCUGGGAGCGCAAGACUCGGUCUCUUGGCAUCGCAAGGAGCUGAAGACGGAAGCAGAGGAGGAGCUACGGAAGGCCGAUUUGCCGCUUGUGACCUACGAUGGAGGUCCCAAGGGAAAUGCAAACGAAAAGGGUGGCAUGUGA